This is a messenger RNA of Lithohypha guttulata, 1704 nucleotides long. RefSeq lists its product as uncharacterized. The coding region runs from base 1 to 1704 and encodes 567 amino acids. Lineage: Eukaryota; Fungi; Ascomycota; Eurotiomycetes; Chaetothyriales; Trichomeriaceae. The record is from RefSeq and is a predicted model, not a curated record. The transcript is spliced from 2 exons.
AUGAGCCGAGUACCAAACCAGAAUGGAAGCGAUUGCAGUAUAAACUGGGAGUACUUCAUAGGCCACAACAAAGCUGCCUCACCCCAGUUCGACGAGCUGUGUCGCGGAUUAGCCUCCGUCAUUCGUAAGCUUGAGCCUGCCCGCGAUUUCGAUCUUUCUCCGAACCGCCUAGCCAACUUCUAUCGCGCCUGCGGUGCCGACUUUGACGAACUGUUCAAAAAUACUGGCGAACACGGCUUGUCCUUUCUGUACCGAACCUUGGGCUGCUAUCACAGUCUGCAGCCUACACGAAAUGCUUUUGAGGCUCCUUCUAUCCCUUGUUUGACUGAAGAUGGCUACGUACGGUGGCAGACGUUACAGCUUUUAUUAUGUCCAGACGAGCAUGCAGCAAUUGUUCAAAAGGCGGUCGAACUGUACGAUGUGCCUCGCAGAGCAGGCAUUGCUUUCCCUAAAACUGUCCCUCGAGAAUGUUUUCCUGCCCGACCAGAUGCCGACAUGGAGAAAUGGCAUCGAUUUGUCACUUCCCAAAUCAACGCUGAUCACUACCAGCGACGUCUGAAGUUCUCGCCUUACCAAUCACCAAAUAUAGACGGUAUCAACAGUUCUGGAGGCUAUUUUCCGAAAGCACCGCCAGUGAGACGUCCUUCCAAUGUUCGGAGGGGUGAGUCUCGAUCCGACGAAGAGCUAGCACGACUUGAAGCUGCAAGAGAAGCUGCACGUCGGCGCAGCAGUGUUCCGGACAUCGCUUCUCCCGGAGGCACCCUCUACAGCGAGAAAGAGGCUGCAAGAAAGACCCGCAGUCGUUCUGCUAAUCGUCCUGUUAGUGAUGGACAUCGCUAUCAACCCCCACCUGGUCCAGACAAAGUCUAUACUCCAGCCUCCAACCAUAGGUCGUCCCAUAGUGUGUCAUCUCAUCGACAUAGUAGCAGCAGUGUUUCUGUUGAUCGCUCCUCCGGACGCAACCGACGCUCCCGUCGAGAUGCUUCCUCUGGGUCUCGAGUCGAUACAGCAAGCGACGUGAGCUCAGAAGACUCUUAUCAUGCACGACCUCCUCGCCCUGCAGAAGAAGAGAACUCGCAAAGACGAACACGUUGGGGCACUUCGCUCAUGCCAAGUUUCUUCCUAUCCAACAGUAAGCGACGUCACUCCAGUGAUGGACGUGUACCGACGCUCCAGGAUCAGAAAAGAUCACCACGACGAGGUAAUUCUAUUCGUAAGUAUAGGACUGAAGCAGUAGAACAACCACCUCCAAAUCGCCAGUUUGAUCCUCCUCAAGACCGAGCAUCAAGCAAUGUUCGCUUUGUCAAAGUUCCCAGCAACAGUGGUCCUGCCCAAAGACCGUCCGAAACGGCGCACCAACAACCAAUUCCGCCACCAAGCUCUUACAGAUAUCCCGAACCACAACCAUAUUUUCCUCCUCCACAGGCGCCUGGCUCUAACGUACCAAAUAUACAUUACAUACAGCCGACACCACCUCCACUACCUCUGCAAACUGGCCCCGGGCAACCUGUCUCAAUGACUUCGAAUCACUUCGAAGCACGAAAGCAGGGAGUCCCCACACGCCUCUCUACAGUCAGUGGCGUGAACGGUCGAAGAUAUGCACCCUCUGACGCCCGAAAUAAUGUCGAUCCAAGCCCAGUCAUGACCAAUAGAAGACAUCGGACUUCGAGUAUGAGACAGCCAGCAAUGAGCACUACGAUGUAG